This is a messenger RNA of Melanaphis sacchari, 529 nucleotides long. RefSeq names its product chromatin accessibility complex protein 1-like. Gene Ontology annotation, cellular component: nucleus; CHRAC. Gene Ontology annotation, molecular function: protein heterodimerization activity. The coding region runs from base 18 to 458 and encodes 146 amino acids. The transcript has 4 exons. The record is from RefSeq and is a predicted model, not a curated record. NCBI's taxonomy places the organism in Eukaryota, Metazoa, Arthropoda, Insecta, Hemiptera, Aphididae.
UGUUUCAAACAUUAAUUAUGUCAGCUUUGAAUAACUCCAGUACUAGUACUGACCAAAAUGAUCCAAAUAAAGACAAAUCCAAAACUCCAAGAUCCAAAGACAUGCAUUUACCGAUAUCAAGAGUACGCACCAUCAUGAAGAGUACACCAGAUAUUGAAAACAUAGGAUUACCGUCAUUGCAUGUUGUUACUAAAGCAACGGAGUUAUUUAUACAAAAACUGGCACAGGAUGCUCUUAAAGGACAAAGACACUACAGACAUUUAGAAUAUAAUGAUCUUGCCAGAGCUGUUGAAGAUAAUGAAAAUAUGUAUUUCCUUAGAGAGGUUUUACCUAAAAAAAUUACCAUGGCUGAAUAUUACAAAUUGGUUGGUAAAGAAUCCUCAGAAGAUGGUGAAGACAAUGAUAACAGUUCUCAAACAUCACAUUCUUCAUCGUCUUCAGUAUCAUCAGACAAUUAAUCUUUAUUAUAUUCCUUAACAGUUAACUAUAAAUAUGUGUAGUUACAUUGUUUUUUUUUAAAUUUUUUAAU